AUGCACUGGGAGGAGGCAACCGAGUUUCGGCUGGGUGUCAGGUUUUACACAGCAGAGCAGCCAGCCGCCGCCAUCCUGCACCUGGAGAAGGCGCUGGAGGAGUAUUUUGUGGCAGACACCGAGUGCCGUGCGCUCUGUGAGGGACCCUAUGACUACGAGGGCUACAACUACCUGGAGUACAAUGCAGACCUUUUCCAGGCCAUCACAGAUCACUACAUGCAGGUGCUAAGCUGCAAGCAGGGCUGCGUUACGGAGCUGGCCUCUCAGCCUGGCCGGGAGAAGCCCUUGGAGGAUUUCCUGCCCUCGCACUUCAACUACCUGCAGUUUGCCUACUACAACAAUGGGAAUUACGAAAAAGCCAUUGAAUGCGCCAAAACCUAUUUGCUCUUCUUCCCAAACGACGAGGUGAUGAACCAGAAUUUGGCCUAUUACACCGCCGUCCUGGGGGAAAACCUGGCAGGACCCAUCCAACCUCGAGAGGAGAUCCAGGCAUACCGCCAGCGAAGCCUGAUGGAGAAGGAGCUGCUCUUCUUCAGCUACGACGUCUUCGGCAUCCCCUUCGUGGACCCGGACACGUGGACUCCCGAAGAGGUGAUACCAAAAAGGCUGCGAGAGAAACAAAAGGUGGAGCGGGAGACGGCGGCACGCAUCUCGGAGGAGAUUGGGAACCUCAUGAAGGAGAUCGAGACGCUGGUGGAGGAGAAGGCCAAGGAGUCUGCCGAUAUGAGCAAGUUCAUCCGAGAAGGUGGCCCCUUGGUGUACGAAGGAGCCAGUGUCACCAUGAACUCCAAGACCCUGAAUGGCUCCCAGCGCGUUGUGGUGGACGGGGUCCUUUCCGCUGAGGAGUGCCGGGAGCUGCAGAGACUCACCAACGCAGCUGCCUCGGCUGGGGAUGGGUAUCGUGGGAAGACAUCUCCUCACACCCCCAGCGAGACCUUCUACGGCGUGACUGUCCUGAAGGCCCUCAAGCUGGGCCAGGAGGGCAAGGUGCCCCUGCAGAGUGCCUACCUCUACUACAACGUGACAGAGAAGGUGCGGCACAUGAUGGAGUCCUACUUCCGCCUGGAGGUCCCGCUCCACUUCUCCUACUCCCACCUGGUGUGCCGCACAGCCAUCGAUGAGAAGCAAGAAGGCCGGAGUGACAACAGCCACGAAGUGCACGUGGACAACUGCAUCCUCAACGCGGAGGCCCUGGUGUGCGUGAAGGAACCUCCAGCCUACACCUUCCGGGAUUACAGUGCCAUCCUCUACCUCAACGGGGACUUUGAAGGAGGAGCUUUCUACUUCACCGAGCUGGAUGCCAAGACCGAGACCGCGGAGGUUCAGCCGCAGUGCGGCCGCGCCGUGGGCUUCUCCUCCGGCUCAGAGAACCCCCAUGGAGUGAAAGCCGUGACCAAGGGCCAACGCUGCGCCAUCGCCCUCUGGUUCACCCUGGACCCUCGGCACAGCGAGCGGGAGCGCGUGCAGGCAGACGACCUGGUGAAGAUGCUUUUCGGUGCGGAAGAGGGGGAUUUGCUGCGGGAGACGGAGACGGAACCGCUGGCUGCCGUUGCAGUGGGGAAGGACGAGCUGUGACGUCCCAUGGGGACCAGGACGUCCCUGCCGGGACCAGCGACACCAGCGUCGCGGCUUCAGGCUGCUCAGCCGUGGGGCUGCCAGACGGGUCCCCCUUCUGCCCCCAACUGACAUGGGAUGGGGAAUUGGGAGAUGCUCUGCACC
Pygoscelis adeliae (Adelie penguin) is the source of this 1719-nucleotide messenger RNA. It is a transcript of the gene P3H1, whose product is annotated as leucine proline-enriched proteoglycan (leprecan) 1. Gene Ontology annotation, cellular component: endoplasmic reticulum. The transcript is spliced from 14 exons. Gene Ontology annotation, molecular function: iron ion binding; procollagen-proline 3-dioxygenase activity; protein binding. The record is from RefSeq and is a predicted model, not a curated record. Gene Ontology annotation, biological process: collagen metabolic process. Bases 1 to 1575 code for a protein of 524 amino acids. NCBI's taxonomy places the organism in Eukaryota, Metazoa, Chordata, Aves, Sphenisciformes, Spheniscidae.